CACCAAUUUCGACCUUAACCGAUUCAAUUUCUCCACUACACAUUGUUUUUCGCAGAUUGCAGCCAAGACAAAGAAUUACAGGCGUAAGAGUUUCAACAGAAUAUUCAAGUCUACUUUUUGCAUCGGUGAUUACAGAGAUGCAAUGGAUUUGGAGUUCUUGAAAAAAAAUCACCGAAGAAGGGUUAAGGUUCUUGCAGAUUCUGGUCCUGAUCUCAUAGCCUUUGAAACAAUACCCAACAAACUCGAAGCUCAGUCAAGACGAAGAGUUGCAGGCGUAAGAGCUUCAACAGAAGAUGUGAACUUAGUUGUCGAUGCUCAACAGCUCAAAAAUACAUCACUUAUUAAUAGAAGGCUACUAUUGUUUGUAAAGAAAAAGCUCAAGAAUAAAAUAUUAUAUUUUAAGGACAUUACAGUCAGUUUGCAAAUAAACCCACAUAAAAUUGGUAAAUCAAGAAAAGAAAACGUGAUAUUGUUCAUCAAGAGAUUAUUAGUUUCAUCCCAAUACAACCAACCAAAAAGCAUAUUAGAUGUUGUGAAUCAGUCUUUUAAUCUCAGUACUACAUAUCCCAUCCAUAGCUAUCUAUCCAACCCCCCAACCAAAAGAGCCCUUAGGGACAACCUAACGAUUAAUUGGUACAACAGUGAUUAAUUGGUGAUAAAUUGGAAAUAAUUAUUUUUUUUAAAUUUAAUGUUAUAUAUUUCUAGAUAUUAUUU
Molecule: messenger RNA, 714 nt
Organism: Erythranthe guttata (spotted monkey flower)
Lineage: Eukaryota; Viridiplantae; Streptophyta; Magnoliopsida; Lamiales; Phrymaceae
Source: RefSeq, a predicted model, not a curated record